This is a messenger RNA of Zychaea mexicana, 1449 nucleotides long. RefSeq names its product ras family-domain-containing protein. Gene Ontology annotation, molecular function: GTP binding; GTPase activity. The record is from RefSeq and is a predicted model, not a curated record. The transcript has 9 exons. The coding region runs from base 346 to 1185 and encodes 279 amino acids. NCBI's taxonomy places the organism in Eukaryota, Fungi, Mucoromycota, Mucoromycetes, Mucorales, Lichtheimiaceae.
AUGAAGUAGAAAAUUAUAAGGUGAUUUCUCGAAAGCUGAGUGGGUACGGGUCCAGUCCCUUUUUUUUCCCCGGUGAUCGUCCUCGCUACUGUAUUACCACUGCUGUUCUUUGUCGUUGCCGCUGUUGUAGGUUCUUCGCCACACCCUAUCCACAGCAUGCUCACAUUUAACUCCGCCAGUGUGAGCCCGUGAGGGAUGACGUUGAGGAAUACCAAUUUCGUCAUGCACGCUCUGCUGCCUUUUUCCUCUUUUCUCUGUCGCUACCGCUAUACCUAUUGGCAUACAUAACUUUUCCCCAAAUAUCGACUAGAUAAAACAAUCACAACAAAAUCCAAAAAUAUCAGCAUGGCAUCUAGACAAUCUCCUCAACAAGGCCAAGCACAAGGAAGAACCUACCAAUUUAAACUUGUCUUGUUGGGCGAAUCCGCUGUUGGCAAAUCAAGUCUGGUGAUGCGGUUCGUCAAAGACCAUUUUGAUGAAUACAGGGAGAGCACUAUCGGAGCUGCUUUCUUGGCACAGACCAUUUCGUUGGACGACAACACGACAGUAAAGUUCGAGAUUUGGGAUACUGCAGGUCAAGAACGAUACAAGAGCUUGGCACCCAUGUAUUACCGUAAUGCAAACUGCGCAGUCGUCGUCUAUGACAUUACUCAAGCCUCUUCGUUGGAGAAAGCUAAAGCCUGGGUCAAUGAACUUCAACGUCAGGCAGAUCCCAACAUUGUAAUUGCGUUAGCGGGCAAUAAGUCUGAUCUUGAAGGCCGAAGAGCAAUUGAUACACAGACUGCACAAGAAUAUGCCGAUGAAGCCGGUUUAUUAUUUUUCGAAACAUCGGCAAAGACUGCGCACAAUGUGCACGAAUUGUUCAACGCGAUAGCGAAGCGCAUGCCACUCGAUCAACUUGCUGAUAGCACUCGUGGCAGAAACCGUCUAAAUGCUCGUGGUGGCGUGGAUCUGAAUCGGCCGGCCAAUCCCAAUGGUUGUGCUUUUGAAAAUGUAAGAAAAGUGGAAAAGAAGAGAGGGGGAGAGAGGGACUCGAUGGUGUGUAUCUGUCCCGUAUACCUUUUUUGCUCUCUUUCUUUCACUCUACAGCUCAAAUCUCGCUCGCUCACCCAACCAAUCAAUCCACCAACCAACCAACUUACCAGCAACACCCUCCCCUUUCUCUCUCAACUGUUAUUUCCAUAGGCAUUAAUCUCUUCUCUUUUUUCACAUUUUACCUUCCUCAAAGCGCUGCUGUGUUCGUCUGUCUGCUUAUCGUUCCUCUUUUUCUCUGUCUCCCAAGCUCUACCCCGUAGUUACCCUUCCUUUUCUCUUUUCUUUUUCCCACAAGUGUUUUUAUAAAACUCUUAUAUUAUAUGCUACUAUAUUAUCAUUAUUAUUAUUAUUUGUUUACAAGUCGAAAAUUAUGCUAUGCGCUAUCGUAGAACUAUGGCGGAGACCGAGGUUUUG